Molecule: messenger RNA, 3140 nt
Organism: Pectinophora gossypiella (pink bollworm)
Lineage: Eukaryota; Metazoa; Arthropoda; Insecta; Lepidoptera; Gelechiidae
Gene: OstDelta
Product: dolichyl-diphosphooligosaccharide--protein glycosyltransferase subunit 2
Exons: 10
Coding region: 149-2026 (625 amino acids)
Biological process (GO): protein N-linked glycosylation
Cellular component (GO): membrane; oligosaccharyltransferase complex
Source: RefSeq, a predicted model, not a curated record
GCUUGCUACGUCGAUCGUUUUCUGUCAAGAAGAGCCGGCGAUAAAUGUGAAGAAAAUUGUGUUUCGUAUUAAAUUAAAGCGUUUAUCUUAGUAAAAUAGUGUUAAGAUUGUAGAGUCAGACUUAGUUCUGACCUAGACCUCUUCAAAAAUGAGUAUUCGAGGUCUAUUGUUCCUCGUAUUGAGUGUGGCAGCCAUCAGUCAUGCGAGCAUUCUACAAAACACAAUAGACCUUAAGAAGCUACAGGGGAUCCUCCAGGAGGGCGUCAAGAGCAAAGACAUCUCCACACUAUACUACUCACUGAAAGGACUCCAACUGUUGAAUGCUAAAAUACCUGAUGUUUGUCAGGAAAUCAAAGCAUUCAAGUUUGACACCUCAAACUUGGAGCAGAUCUUCCACUUGACCAAUGCAGCAGCAAUCGCAGGCUGUGUCAACUUCCUAAAUCCACAAGUCCUGGCUGGACCAUCAAAGUUUCUAGAUAAGAAGGAUGCGACCAUUGCUGAACUGUACCAGUCGGUGUAUGCUUUGAAAGCUCUGGGUAAAGGAGCCAUCUUCAACAAGGAUGAAGGUUUAAAGAAUCUCAUUCAGUUGUUGAAGAAAGAUGAUUCCCCUUCUAACUACGGGUACGUGUUCGCGCUGUGCGAGCACAUGGGCUGCGAGAGCUGGACGGCGUCGCACGCGGAGGGCGUGCUGCUGGCGGCCGACGAGACAGACGCGCGCGCGCUGCACUUUGAGGGUGGGCUGCCCACCACCGCGCUGCUGCUGGGGACCAUCGCCAGGUCGUACAAGACCCUGAAGAAGCCGUCCCCGCUGUCGGAGGAGCAGCGCUACAAGUUCGCGCAGUACCUGGUGUCCCGCCGCGUCGUGUCGUCCGCGCGCGGGGCCGCGCUGCUGCUCGAGGCGGCGCUGGCGCUCGGGGACGAUGACCCAACCCCGAUCAGCAUCGCAAUCAAGGGCCGCAAGUACAUCACAUCAGACGCCGACACUAUCGAGUUCACAGUGUCCGACCUAGUGGGGCGCCCUGUGCGCGGUCUCAAGCCUGAAGAAGUAGUAGCACAGUCCGGCACACGCUUGGCGGACGACGUCGUAGUACUGUCUAAACAACCGUUAGUACAGAAGCCCGGGGAACCGACCACUUUUGUCCUGAAUUUGAGCAAGAUCAAAGCCCAAUACGGGCUAUACAAGAUUGCUCUAAGUGCAGGAACGAAGAGUUCCAUAGUGAAUGUGGCAGUGUUGGGUGAGAUUCAAGUCAGCAGCGUGGAGGUCGGGUUGGGUGACGUGGACGGCACAACAAGCCCGAAGAUCACUACUGUGAACUACCCCAACAAGCUGACGGAUCAUCUACAGGCUGAUCAUCUACAGAAGGUGUCCCUGAAGUUCUCGGUCCGCGACAAGUACAACACGCCCGUGUUGGUGCAGCAAGCGUUCGUGCGCGUGGCGAGCACCAAGGGAGAUGACGAAACCAUCUUCGUGGCCGAGCCCGAUAAUUCCAAGGCGUACAAAGUUGAACUGAACGUGGGCAACAUCGCGAAGCACCUGAACUUCGCCUCGGGCGCGUACUCGCUGACCAUAUAUCUGGGUGACAGCGCCGUGUCCAACCCUAUCGCUUGGACCAUCGGCAACCUGCACUUCAACUUCGGCAAAGACGCUUAUGCUGUUGGCGAGCCCGUGCCCGCGUCGGGCGUGUCCCGCGGCCCCCUCCCGGAGAUCGCGCACGAGUUCCGCUCCCCGGAGGCGCGGCCGCCGCGCGCCGUGUCCGACGUGUUCGCGUGCGCCUGCGCCGCGCCGCUGCUGCUGCUGCUGCUGCUGUGGGCCAAGCUCAGGGUCAACCUCGGACACUUCCCAAUCUCACUCAGCGCGCUCGUCUUCCAUUUGUCGCUUGGAGGUUCACUAGCGCUAUACGGCGUGCUGUGGCUGAAGCUGUCGAUGUUCGAGACGGUGCGCUACCUGCUGCCGCUGGGGCUCGUCACGUUCCUGUCGGGACACCGGCUGCUGCGACGCCUCGUGCAGGACAAGCAGACACGCUAAUGUACACCGCAGCUUGACUACGGGACACUUGGCAUAUAUUAUUAUUAUUGCGUAUGGCAGACAAAAAUAAAAUAUCCUGCGUGGAUCAUAUAUCCAGCUUAUGCUCCCCUAACCAAGUCUCUGCCGCAUUCGUCACACAAUGCAGCCCAUAUAUUAGAAAUUCUUAACGGAAUGCCUAUUCGGCCGGACACAAACCAGCUCUAAAACUAGUGUCGUCCUGCUCUUACAAUAAGUGCAAGAAAGAUAGCUAGUUUUAGUGCUGUCAAAAGUGAUCGAUUUACUACAUUUUAUAACGUAACAAGUAAUCCGUUGUUGCGCUCGUGGUAAGAAUGUUGUACCCGUCCCUCUAUUUCGUUAACAUGAGUCUUGUAUCUGCCUAAUAUUAGGCUAGUUUCCAACUAGUCAAAUCAGUUACUUUUCAAUAAACGCCAUAACACAAAAUUACUACGGAAUUUGUAUGAAAAAGCACACUGUGACGUCAUAGAAAAACGUAAUAAAAUGAAGGACUUAUUAUUACGUUUUUCUUGAUUAAAAUUCAUAAAUAAGCUAAGUAAAUAGAAAAAAUGAAAUGUUUUUCGUUAGUUUUAGAUCUGUCUGUAUUUAGAAAUCAGAAUUUCGUAAUUUAUCUUGAACCUAGUACACGACCAAUUUAAGGCAAAAUUAGUCACAAAAAAGAAUGAUUUCAGCUUAGUCAUCUAUAGAUGUUGAUAGCCGCGCACAGCUGCUCACCAAAGCUAUUUUUUUGUUGCUUAAAAGUUUUUUAUUACUCAAUUAGAAUACCACAAGCGUCCCGUUGUCAAGCUAAAGUUAGAAUUAGAGUAGGAAUAAGCGUGUCUUCGCCCGACCGCACAACCAAAGGGUUUAUAACUUUUGGAGUCAACAAAGUGCAUUUUAUUUAUAUUAUGUCGUCACCAGUGUUACUUUUUAUGUAAGAUUUGUUUGGGUAUGUGCAAGUGUGACUUAUUCCUAUUUUAUCAAAAAUAUUUAUAAGCAAUUCAUUAUCACCAUUCCUGCAUUUUGAGAACACAUUUGGAUGUUGUGUUUUAUAUUUAAGUGUGUUCUUUAAAGGGCAUAAUUUCAUCUAUAGAUUUUUUAAUAAAUGAUGUGAUUCGUU